Molecule: messenger RNA, 5860 nt
Organism: Larimichthys crocea (large yellow croaker)
Lineage: Eukaryota; Metazoa; Chordata; Actinopteri; Sciaenidae
Product: transcription factor MafG
Exons: 6
Coding region: 1173-1808 (211 amino acids)
Biological process (GO): regulation of transcription by RNA polymerase II; regulation of epidermal cell differentiation
Cellular component (GO): nucleus
Molecular function (GO): DNA-binding transcription factor activity, RNA polymerase II-specific; RNA polymerase II cis-regulatory region sequence-specific DNA binding
Source: RefSeq, a predicted model, not a curated record
CGUAAACCAAACAGAGAGUCGCGGUGUUGUUAUGCUGAGUGUGCAUGCCUUCGCCUCGCCGCUGACAAGCUGGCCGCGGCUAGCUUUUCGGAAGCUAAGCACGCCUAGCUUCUCACCAUGCCAAGUCAAGCUAGCGCGAUGCACAGAGCGGGGGUGCUUUUCAAAAUAAGAGCAUCCGAGUCAGGCGAGCGGUUUAACGGGCUUAUUUUGAAGGCGCCUACCGGAAACGCUCGUGUAGCCGUUGGGGGGAUUGCCAACGGCUCGAGGCUGAUGCUGAGACGGCAGCUAAUCUUUUGUACGCGCUCGCGAGCUGCGAAUAAAACAUGUCAUUCAUAUUUUCGGGGGUGUGAUGUCGCGCGACGGUCAGCAGUUCGGCGCGUAAACUGUGAUUAAAUUUUAUUUAUUUAUUUAUUUUUUUUACGAGUUGUGAGGACUGCUGGAGCCGCUCGCUGUAAAUGCUACAGUGAUAGUAGGACGGGGAUUUCCUCGCCUGCUUGUUUUGUAGGCGGGGAGUUGUUUGCCACUUUGACAAACAGGCGUUGUGAAGGCUUGGAGAUAAGAGCCGAGGAAUGUCAAGACUGGUGUAACUAGGGCUUUUUUUUUUUUAAAUAUAUGAGAAAUAGUUUUUUUUUUUUUUUAUUGCCGAGGAAGGCGUCGCAUGUCCCACUGUAUCACAGCGCUUCUCGCUGCUGGUUUGUCAACUCAUGCGCUUCUCGCUGUUCAAACCUGCUGCUUCAUCACCUCGUUGUGAAAAGGGAGCAAGAAGAAGAAGAAGAGCGAGCCGAGGCAGCGGUUUAAAGCGCGAGCAGGUAACCAGAACAGAUGAGGGCCCAUGUAAGACCCCGAUGGGGCUGGCAAUGGUGUGUGGAUGGAGGCAGGGAGUGGUGGAGAUCAGCUCUGAGAUUUAUCGCCUCUUGCACCGAGGUAGCGAAGAUAAAAUAAGACUGGAUACCGUAGAGGUGAACCGAGUGCACAGCUCAUACCCAGUGGCGUUGCUCAGAAUGGGCAGGCGGUGGAGGGUAGAAGAGGAUAUUUGAGGUUGAUGAAACACGGGGCAAGACUUUGCACAGUGCAGCGCGCAGUCUGGCCACCAACACCUCUGUAUGGCCAACACAGCUGUGCCUUGGGAGUAGUUACGCCUAUUCAGGACAAUUAAUAGCCUCCAGGAGGGAAUGUUGGUGAUGAAACCUCUUGCAAGUGUGGUGCGGAUUAUGAUUGCUUACCAUUGCGAUAUGCUCGCUCUUCUCAAGAUUAGCCAACAUCGGGCAAGAACAUGGAGAGCACCUACCAGCAGUACAGGUGGACGCGGCUCUUGUGGCAUGACUACCACAAAUAAGGGAAACAAGGCCUUGAAGGUGAAGCGGGAGCCAGGAGAAAAUGGCACCAGCCUGACAGAUGACGAGCUGGUGACUAUGUCGGUGCGGGAGCUGAACCAGCAUCUACGAGGCCUGACGAAGGAGGAAAUCCUUCAGCUGAAGCAGCGGCGGCGUACCCUGAAGAACCGUGGCUACGCUGCCAGCUGCCGGGUGAAGCGUGUCACCCAGAAAGAGGAGCUGGAGAAGCAAAAGGCUCAGCUGCAGCAGGAAGUGGACAAGCUGGCCACAGAGAAUGCCAGCAUGAAGGUGGAGCUGGACGCUCUGCGUUCAAAGUAUGAGGCCCUGCAAAGCUUUGCCAGGACUGUGGCCCGCAACCCCGUCACCUCAGCCAGGGGACCUAUGGCCUCUGUCAUAGGGCCUCUCAUCCCUGGUAAAGUAGGUGCCACCAGCGUCAUCACCAUCGUCAAAUCCAAAACGGAGGCUAGGUCGUAGUAGCAGAAAGGGGCAGGAGGAAGAUUUUCAAGACUAAAACUCUAGUCAGUGCAUUGUAACACGGCGCAGGAUUACCUGUGUUAAAGUUCUCAGUUCUAACCCACGUCACUAACGCUAACAGUAUGCUUCCCAAAAUUCACUCUUAAAGCAUGACUCAGCAGUCUGUACCUGUCAGCAGACGUAUUGUGCUUUAGGGUGACACAAUCUAAUUGUAUGAGAUCACUGACAAGUGGCGACACAUUGGCAAUACUGAAACAUUUCAUUAAAAAAAACAAAAAACAAAAACAGAUUGUGGUUCCAAAUAUUAAAGAAGGCAAUAUUUGGUGGUUAAAGUCCACCAUGGCGUCAAAUUAAGACUGUUAAAAGCUUGAUGAAGGUGCAGUAUGUGAUGUCUGUUUCCUUUUUAAGACUGAGCUCUUGAGGUUUUUCCGUCCCAAGAAUUGGCAUUUGUCGAGUCUCACAACCAGAAACCAAAUAAGAAAUGAUAGACGUUACUCCUUGUCCAUUCCACAACAUCAACUGAAAAAAGAGCCAGCACAUAUCUCACUAUGAACCCCUUUGCUUGUUAUUAUGCACUGACUUUAAUUGGGAUGAAUAACAAACAAACUCUUGGUGUGGAUCCUACAGAUGUCUUCAAAACAGCCUGACUAACCCAAAACUAGUAAAUUAGUCCAAUUUGUGAUUUUUGUUGGUCGUCUGUCGAGAAUAUAAGCACGAAAUAAUGCUCCCAAAUCCUGCAUUUAUUUCUGCUUAUGUGUCCGUGACAGGCUUUAAUGAACUUGUCAUUAUCGAUAUGACUGGUAGAUGCAAUAAUAUAUGUAUGCACUGAAAAUACAAAGAGGUCUUGCAUAUUUAUGGUUAAGUGGAAACGUUAAAAAUGAUCAGCCGUUCUUAAUGAUAUUGUUCCGGAGCGGAGUGCCAUUCCAAUAUGACAAGAUUCUUCUACAAUAUCUGAAAACCUGAAUGUUAUAACAGUAAUAUCCUCAUGUUUUGUGGGGACAGUGAAAUCCACAGACGUUUUGAAACAUAAUUUUUGCUCAUAGAGAAAAUAUGUUCAAGUUGUUCUUUUGUUUAAAAGAUAUAUAUUGCAUUUUUUGUAAUUACUUGUUGACAGGGCCGUCAGAUAUUUCCAAAAGAAAAAUCUUUACACAAGCUUUACUGUUUGAAUUGUUAAGGUGUAGAAAACUUUGUCUAAUGUUGAGUUCUUGGUUUUUAUUACUAGGUAGAUUACCUUCCAUUGUUUAUAGAAAUACAGAUAAAGAAAACGUAAAAAAAAAAAAAAUCCUGUGACAUCUUUUUUGCAAUUGUACCGAAAGUGGCUUACUAUUGAAGUCUGAUAGCUUUUUUCUAGUGACUAGGCGCGUACUGUGGGGUAGCGCGUGAUGUGAUGUGUAAGUGACAAGUUGGCAGUGUCGUCCACUGUAUAGAUGUCAACGCUGUGCUAUUUAAAACAAAUCUGUAGAGCUAAACUAGGUGGUGUAAACAAGGUCAAUUGUCUUUGUGCGUAUUGGCAUCUGUGAUAUCCUCCGCUUUCUUGGUGUUAGUUACGAAUCAUAUUGUCAUUCAGAGUUUACCACAUUUGAGCCAUGUACGACAGAAUUGGGUGAAAUGGCAUUAGUCAACAUGAACUCAAAAGACUUUUAAGCUUGAAGCGAUGCUGUCAUUGCAGAAUCUGAAUAAUGGUUGCACCUGGUGCUGGAUGCCCUCUUAAAUAGAUCCUCCGUAACCUGAAAGUAGACGACUCCGUUGAUGGAGGAAGAUUUCGUUAUCAUAGUCAUUCAAGCCACUUCAUUGGUCUGAAUUAGAUCGUGGGAAUGGGAAUUAAUAACCCUUCAAAUUUUGAUUUUAACAGACUAAAUUAAAUGUGAAGUUAGCGAUUUUAUUUUACCCGUCAACAUGUUUUUUUAUUUUUUAUUUGUGUGUGUGUGUGUUUUCCUCAAAUUUGUGUUGAGAAACGUGGUAGUUUCUCGAUUUCUAAUGAUAAGAUUGCAUCACUGAACUUAAAGGGUAACCGCCAAAUGGUGCAGCAUCACUUCGUGCAAAUUUAUCCACUGGUCUUCAGAUUUUUCAGAUUAAAAGCGGUAGGGUUUGUAUGCACUAAGCUCCUACUUGUUUUGCUCAGGACAAAACAGGUCACUCUAAAAAUGAACAAACUAUUCUAGAUAAGAGGCAGGGAUGGCAGCUCUGUUCAUUUUGUUUUUUUUUUUUUUUAUUUAAUUUCUUUUUUUUUUAUAUAUAUAUAAUAAGCAUGUCAUAAAGGGCUUCAAUCCACACUCAGAAAGAGACACAGCACGACCAUGUAGAAUUACAAUCAACAGCAACUGCCAGCAGCGCUCCUUCUGUGCCAAGUGUCGCAUCACUCUCCUGGUCCUCUAAAAGGAAUUUAACACUGAAGGAGUUUUUACACCUCAAGGUGAAAGUAGUCGUGUAAUGACGUUAACAGAAAUGCACUUCAUCCAGAUCUCACCCUCCUGCUGGUCAGAAUGUCUUAGCGUUCACGAGGUCUACAGUCAGAUCUACAAAACUCCAUGCCUCAGACCUGGGUACUGGUUAUACUGUCUGCGCGCAAGUAAUCCUAUCCUCACUUUGUCAACAUGCUUAGCUAUCUACAUUGACUGGUUAACUGUGGGAAAAUAUAUAUCUGACUCUUGACAUAGCCCAGUAUCGAUGUUGGCGUCCUUAUUGCUGUGGCAGUCUUGUGGAGUGAAUCUUUUUUCGUGUCAAGUGUCUUUUAAGGUGUUCGAGUGGCACCGUCGACCAAUCUCUCAAUCUCCGCUAGAGAUGACGAGUCUCUCUUUCUCACACGUACAGGUGUAUAAUAUGUAGCUACAGUAGGUAUUAAUGACCAUUGUGAAAAAGUGACCCUUAAUAUGCAACUCAGUGGAAAGGUGUGAAAGAGUAGAUGUAAGAGUAAUCAAUAUUGUCAAAGUGACUAUGGUCUGUUAUUUAAUAAUUCUUGCUGUUUUGUAGUUUUUUUGUAAAAGACGUGUUUUUUUGUUUCGCCCUCAGACUUUUGAAUCCCUCAAUGGAAGACGCAAUUGGCCCUUGUUUUAUAGUAGCAGACAUCUUCAAACUGUAAUAGUGUGUACAGUGUUUUUAAAGGAAUCAUGGGACAGUUGCAUUCAAGCCUUACUCACUAAUUACUCUGGUCGUUUUUAAAUUAGCUGAAUUACCGGAUCCAUAAAUUGGACUUGGAUAUGUGACUGAAACCAACUGCUAUUAUGUAAAUGUUCAAUGUGCACUGAGUGAAAUGGAUGCUACAAUAGAUUCUGUCACAAGGGCCACUUGCAAUAUUUUAUUUUCUUUGGUAUGUAUGCUGUGUGUGCGUUUGCGUGCGUGCGUGGUUGCGCGCAUGUGUUUUGUACGUUUGAGGUUCCUCUGCUGCUACACCAGUCAUUAAUGCUCAUUGUUUGCUGUAGCAUCAUCCACAGCAUUUCUGUUCACAUUGCGUGUUGAGUGUGUAUUCGAAAUUGAUCUUAACACUGUAAUUUGUUCUGCAGAUUUCCUUUUUUUUCUUUUUCUUUUUUUUUUUUUUAUUCGUUAUGGCUUUAUUUUUUUUAUUUGUUUUUAUUUUUUUGGUGUUGUUUUUACACGCAACUUGUUAGAGAGGAUAAAUUACAGCACUUGUGUGGCAGUUGAAUUUAAUAGCUCUCAAGACGUUGGCUUUUUUCAUGAUAUUAUGCUUUGUAAACAGUUGACUGUGCAGGUUUUUUCCUCUUACUCCAUGGAGUGGGUCUGUGUUUCAAAGGUAUAAAAAUCUGACUAAAGCGAGUAAUACAAAGUUAAUGAUCUGUUUUUGUUAUUUUUCUGUAUGGGUUGUAAUAAAAUAUUGCAGUACUUUGUAUGAAAACAGACAAUAGUUAAUUGUAACUAUUUAUAAAUUAAAUUAUUGUACUUUUUGCAAUCUGUAGAUAAGUACUAUGUAUUCAUAUAUACAGUAACAACUGUGGAUUUAAACGUGAUUCUCUGAGGUGUCUAAGUUAUUGAUGUAUAUAUUGUAUGUUUGUUGAUACAGCUUACUUUAUUUUCUAUAAGACCAAUAAAAAUGUUUU